Molecule: messenger RNA, 972 nt
Organism: Fukomys damarensis (Damara mole-rat)
Lineage: Eukaryota; Metazoa; Chordata; Mammalia; Rodentia; Bathyergidae
Gene: CUNH6orf15
Product: chromosome unknown C6orf15 homolog
Exons: 2
Coding region: 1-972 (323 amino acids)
Biological process (GO): extracellular matrix organization
Cellular component (GO): extracellular matrix
Source: RefSeq, a predicted model, not a curated record
AUGCAGGGCCGUGUGGCAGCGCGCCGGGCCCCUCUGGGGCUGCUCCUGGUCUGUCUACACUUCCCAGGCCUCCUUGCCCGGAGCCUCGGAGCCUCGGAGGAGAAGGGGUCCCCGCACUUGGGUGCCCACCUGCCUGUGCCGGGACAGCCGCCCUUCCCCGGCCCCGCCGACACCGGGCGUCCUCAGCCCAACAUGGACCCGGGCUCUCAUGGCUUCGUGGGGGCUCCUUCCAAGUUCCGUGUCCCUCUGGGGGGCCCGCCGGCUGCAGGACACUCAGGGUGGCAGAUGUGGCCUCCAUCCUGGGGGCUGCCCCCCACAGAGUCCUGGCCCCCCGAGGCCCCUUGGCCGAUGGCGGCCGGGGCAGCUGGGGAGCACGAGGACCUGGCCUACCUUUCUGGCGCCGGUGCCCUCCCUCUGGACAGUGGGCCUUGGCCGGCGGCACCACCCUCACCAGAAGCUUCGCCCGUCCCGCAGGACUCGGAAGCGAGACAGCUGACCCUGGCCAGCCUGCUGGGGGCCCACGGAGAGCUCCUCGCCCAGCGCCCCUUCUGGUCUCUCAUCCACCGGCUGCUGCCUGGUCUCCCCUGGGGGGCCCUGAGUCCCAGUGUGCCUUGGGGAGGUGGAGUUCUGGGGACCGGAUGGGGCACCAGGCCCAUGCCCUACCCUUGGGGUAGUAAUAAUCGAUUCCCAGGAGGCAGCUGGGGGAGCAUUAACCGGUACCCAGGGGGCAGCUGGGGGAGUAUUAACCGGUACCCAGGGGGCAGCUGGGGGAGUAUUAACCGGUAUCCUGGAAACAGCGGGGGGAGUGUUAACCGGUAUCCAGGGGGCAGCUGGGGGAAUAACAGUCGCUAUCCUGGUGCUAACUGGGGGAAUAUUCCUCCCAAGGUCGUCCGUCCCCCUGGCCCUUCUUGGUACAGCCCAGCUGGCUUCCCUGCUCCUCAGAAUCCUGGCUUGCAGUGGGAUUGGAGCUGA